CCAUGAAGGGAAUGGUUGUGUUGCGUGUGCUCUGAGGCAGCGUAUUUACAAACUUUAUCGUAUUCUGUUUUGAUAGUGGCACCUUCCUUGAAAUCGGUGUCGUAUGACUUAAAAUCAGUUAUGACCGUAUCAAACUAUAUUUAUUGAAUUAUAUUUUUAUUGUGUUGUUUUAUUUUUCGUUCUGUUGUGUUAGUUUUUUUUGGUGUGACCUUGUUUUUGGUCGGCGUGAGUUUUUGUGGACGAUUAUUUUAGAGAUUAUGAUGUCAGUGCGGAUGUACCUGGAAGUCCUAAGUCCUUAGGAUGGAAAGAGUGGAGCCUUGAGCCAGUAAUGAUGCAUACUUCAAUGAUGAUGACCGUGAACUCCCCGCCAGUGCCCCACCGAGACAUCACCGGAGCGUCGACGCCGUCGUACCGAGCCUACCACGAUGACUACACAUCCGUCCCGCGACGCCCGGACAGACCGAUACAGACAGAAAUAGAAACGGAGCGCACCAAAAAGGAUAAAAAAUGGUCAAUUGGAAAACUUUUUAGAAGAAAGAAAAAGGAGGAAGAAAGUGGGUCAUCAUCACAAAGCGAUGAUGAUGUUAGCGGACGGUCACCUAAAAGGAAAUCGAAGAAAAAGAAGCGGGCCCCUCCGGUUAGCAAUUUCGAUCAUAUUGUGAUUAGAGAUACGAGGAGGGCGCAAAGCUUGGCUAAGCCGAAUUUACACGAUGCGACCGAUGACGGAGUAUUAUCUGACCCAUCGGCUGGGUUCAUAAACUACAGAGCUAAAACUCAGAACAUGUGCAGAUUAUCAAAAGAGUCUCUUAGCUUAAAGGAUGACUACAUCGAAAAGACAAGUAGGAUUGGCAGUGAGACCCCGUCGAGAAAAACACGCAAGGGUCGUUUGAAAGCCAGAGUUGAAGCAUUAAGAAACAGUAUGAGAGGUGAAUCAAGUAGCGAUGAGGAAUCCCUAAAAUCUUCUAAUUCUUCCUCUAUGAUCCGUUUUAGGAGUGAAGAUUCUCUAAUGCGGUCUCGUGAUAGCUCACUCAACAAAAAAUCCAGGAGUGCAAGAAAUGAAAGGUAUAUAAAGAGAUUGUCACGUGAUGAAGAAAAUCAAUUAAAUAAAGAGGCUGAGUUAUUGCAACAAGGUUACACAAAAGCUGAAAUCGAAAUGCUUACAAGAACACCGACGAGUCAAAGCAGUGGAUAUGGAACUUGUAAAAGAGAACCAGUAAAUAAAUCUGUACCUGAACCUGCACUGCAUGAACCCAGUAGACAACCUUCAAAGUCAGAAUCAGUAUCAUCAUUUCCUUCUACACAAAGUUACCCAUCAUCUAUAAACUUUAACGCAAAGGUUAAUAACGAACAUAUUAACUAUUCCAUAAAAUAUCCAAGUGUUAACCAUACUCGAGAUUCGCUUUCCGUUAGUAACAACAGAGAAAGAACUCCAUCUAUUAAUAACGAAAAUCCAGAAUCCGUUAUGUAUGUUAAAUUUCCCUUAGGAAAUGUUUCAAAUGUAAAGAAGGAAGAGAGAGCGCCUCCAGUGCCUCCGCCACGAGACAUGCACAGAAAAGUAACAACACCUCUAUCAAUGUACUAUGAAAAUAAUUCCAUAGUGGCUGAUAGAGUUGGAACUAACCAAGUAACCCAUGGUGUACCUAAUAACGAUUUUGAAAGAAUUAUGCGAAGAAGCCAAGAGCGGUCAAUUGGUUAUGGAUUAAACGGUCUUCGCAGACCUCUUUCAAAUUCCGAAGAUCACAUUGCUAUGCAAGAUAACGAAAAUAUACAACAUAUGUCUUAUAGAAGUGAACAACCUCGACGACCGGCAUCAGUCUCUGCUGAGCCUAAUCAUUACGGACUUUACAUAAACUCUCCACCGUGGCGCAAGAAAGUUGAGCAACUUAAUAUAGUUAAACCAGAACCUUUACAGUUACGGCAUGAUUAUUUAUAUUAUGCAGAUCAAAGUCCUAGGUCAAGAAGACCAAUAAGUGUCAAAACUGGUUUAAACGGCGUAGAGAAUCAAUAUUUAAGCGAUUCUCAAACUUCAAAUAAUAUUCCUACUAACAUAACAUAUAGAAAACCUAGAAAUGCAUCAGAAUUUUGGAAGAAAAUAGAUGAUGCCGAAAAGCAAAGACAACAGCAAACAAUAUUUGCUAAUUCCAGAAGCAACAAUGAAUAUUCCAGUAAUUCCCAACUGUACAGACCUGUGACAGAUCAAAAUAAAAUAAUAAGAAGAAACAGUUACAAAAUUGAGAAUUUCGAUAUUCAAAAUAAAAAUAAAUCGAUAGAUCCAUCAGAUGGUGCCAAAAUUUGGAAAGCUACAACGGAAUAUAAAAGAUCUGUUACGGUGGAUCCUCCAAAGCCUGCCACUUCGCCGACCUGUAAAACACAUACUCGACAUAAAUCGGACACGUUUAUUUCCAACAGUUAUCAAGUACCUUCAGAUGACGAGAAAAGUUCUGAACGACGAAAAUCUACAAACCUAGAUGACGCCUUAAAUGAAUUGGAAGCUAUUUAUAAUAGUUUAGGAUUAGGCGAUGAAGAUUUAUUGGAUCGGGCCGAACGCCGUGAAUCAAUGACACCGAAAUUUAACGACCAAUUUAAUGAUUGGAAUGGAAACGGUAAUGAAAUCCAAUUACGAAGUCAACCAACUACACCUUUGAGGCGCAUUUCAAGAAGAUCUACUUUACCAGACAAGUUACAAGACGAUAUGGCAUUUCGUAGAAUGAACUCAUUUUCUAAAAAAGAUAAGCCGAAUACUAAAGAAUCACAGGCUCAAAUUAGUUAUAUGUUGGCAUCGCCUGUAUAUGUUCCCUACGUCUCGGAUGAUGACAAACAUUCAGAACGUAACGAACCAGAUAUUGUUUAUGAUGACGUUGUUUACAGAAAUAUUAAACAGACUAACAAUCGCCUUAAGACUCUUGACCCUCAACCGCCUUUUGGUAUACCCGUUGGACCAGUGUCACCAGCUCCACAGAGUGACUACUUACACGCUACCCCAGAAAAUAAGGGUAGAUCUCGCUUCGUUCCGAAACGAUCACCUGAUAUCGUAUCUGAUGACCUAGCUUACAGAAGUCUUAGAAAAGAUAAUAAACAUACGUCGUUAUUUACUAACGAGGAUCUCACCGGACAAAUUAACAAUAACCAUAGUUAUCAUGAAAGUCUCCAUACUAAAGAAUCUAGUGAAAGCAUCAAAAAGAAACGUGCCAUAAGAUCACUAUCAGCAAAUAUUUUUACAAUGAUUCAGAAAGAAAUUGACGAAGCACUAAGCAUGACCAAAGCGCCCUCUUUGCAAAAGACUCACAGUAACAGUGAAGUUAUGAGACGGCUUCGUGAAACUUAUGAAAAUAAAGAACCGAAACAAGAUUAUUAUCCUCGUAAUAAGGUAAAACAACGUAACAAUACUGUCAAUCUCCUUACUAAUAACCCUCACGUCACUUCUCAUCAUUUUGCAAAAGACGACUCAUUCAUUCACUGUGAUGACAAAAGUUUUGCUAAAUCAUCAUCAUGUGACAAGUCCAAAAGCUCAUCUCCGUCGCACAUAUCGCCACAAUCAUCAAAAAGGUCAUCGAAAGAUGAAUUUCAACAAGUUCUUAGUAUGCUAGCACAAGAAGCUAUGGACACAAGUAAUAAAUUAGGUGUAGCUUUAGCGGAAUUAGAUAAAAAUCGAAAUAAUAGCGAAAAAACAUCGGAUAUUCAGAAUAGAAUUUCUGAAAGUCGUUUGAGUUUCUUGAAUGAACUAACAAACAAAUGUAACGAUAAAUUGGAAAAAGAAGAGAAAAAUUCGACAGCUGUGACUGAGGAUUUUACCCAAAAUCAGAACAACGAACAAGGUGAUGAUGACCUCAUUAAAUCCAAGGCUGAAAAGACAGAAGAUAGUUUAUUUACAAUAUCAAAUCAAAUACAUAAAGUAGAAGACCAACUCAAGUACAGUUUUGAAAAAGAAUUUAACUUUAGUGAUGAAAGCUUGAAGCUUUCUGAUAACAUGAAUAAAAUAGCUGAACCAAUAAAAGCGGAAGAGUGUAUAGUUAUGAAACAAGACAUAAAACCCGCUCCAGACGUGUUUCCUGAAAUACAAAAUGCAACCAAAAUUGAAAGUGAUACUAAAUUUGUCUCUCCUUCACCUUCACAAACAAAUUCCUUAAAUCCAUUUUUGAACCCAACAAAUAAAAUGAAGGAAUUGGAUGAAAUAAAUGCUUUCAAAGAACUGAAAGACGGGAUUUCAGAUUUGAUCGCUGGUAUAUCUGAAGUUAACGAUAAAUUGUUUAUGAAUAAAUGUACCAAACCUGAAGAUGAAAAUAAAACUGGAAUUUCAGGAAUUUCAGAAGCCAGUCGGCGUCUUAAUCAGGUAAAAGGACAUGUAAAUGAUCAAAAUACACCUGAAAGAAAUUCAGUUAACCUCUCAAUUUACGAAAAUGACUUGGUAGAGGUAAAAAAGGACGGUGCGGAUUCAACUGAAUAUAACUCGUCAGAGGAACUUGCAACAAUCUUCAAGUUUGAUGGCAAUAAUAAAUCAAUAAAUACAUUCCCGGACUUGAAUAACGAAACUGCAAAUAAACAACGGGAUGACUUAAAUUCACCCAAGCUUGUGAAGACGAUGAAUCAACAUCUGAGGAGGCUUUCAGUAGAUGAAGGAAAUACUAGUCAAUCUAACGCACUGCCAUCUAACGUAGGUCAAUGGAGAGCUAAGAACCAAAGUAGUAGUUCAGACAGAGAAAAAAGAGAAAGCAAUAAUCCGCAGUCAAAGCGAAACUGGCACGACUCAGGCACGUUGAUGUUAGCUUGCUCUUACACUCUGCUGCUCUCCCAACACCUGGCCGAUAUGGACUGGUUGAUGCUGCUGGGCUUGCUGUUGGCAAUGAUAACCGUCAUAGCUAUGCUAUUAAUUUAAUCUACAUUCAAAACUUUAGUAUAAGGUCUGACGUGCACUAUCAACUUUUCGCUGGACUGCGAAAAUACACAAACGCGCGCCUACCGUAAGAUAGAUCUCACACGAGCAGUGCAGUAGCGGUAAGGCGGCUAUGAUGCGGCACACGCAUCAAGAGGCAAUAUUUUGCAGCAGGCAUCUGUCUAAUAACUAUUUUCUUUACCGACUGUAUUUUUGUUUUAAGAGCAUUAUAUGCAAGAUUUGUGCGUAAUUUUUUUUCUGUUAAAUAUUUCGCUUUCCUCAUUAGUUUGCAUUAAAACACAGCUAUCUGUACUUAAUUUACUUUCUACA
This is a messenger RNA of Papilio machaon (common yellow swallowtail), 5200 nucleotides long. RefSeq lists its product as uncharacterized. Bases 329 to 4873 code for a protein of 1514 amino acids. The record is from RefSeq and is a predicted model, not a curated record. The transcript has 3 exons. NCBI's taxonomy places the organism in Eukaryota, Metazoa, Arthropoda, Insecta, Lepidoptera, Papilionidae.